UUUUAUUAAUUCACGUAUUGUAUAUCAAUGUUUUGCUCACGUGUAAUUUGCAAUAUGGUAUUAGGUUGUAAACGUUAGUUGCUGUCCACAUAGAAUGACCUAGAUUAGUUAGAAAAGUUAUUUAUUAGCAUUAACCCUGAUAACAAGUUAGGUAACGUAAUAUCUUUUAGUGGUUUGAGGGAAUGUACUGGUGCAAUAAGCUGUGCAGACUUAAAAGUUUUAUAGUCUGAAGAUGAAGAUUUAUUCUGAAAGAUUUGGGCAGGAAAUCGCCAUGUUGUUGCUGCUGAAAGAACACGGAAGCUACUGGUUUUAGCUGCGAAUGUAGAUAACAAGAAAGAGUCCAUAAGACAAUUUUAAACAUGUCUAAAGUGGAAAUGUUGAGAGUGGUGGUGAAUCAGCGUCUAACUGCGGCUGCUGAAGAGAUAUUUGGACUGUUUGAAAUAACCAUAGCAGAGUAUGAAGAGGAAAAUUCUCGUUCAAACAGGGAGAACGAGCGACUACGCAUACUACUGGACGCUGUUUUAAAGCCUGAAGUUCGGUUACACAGAGCAGUAUUAUCUGCAGAUGUUCAGCAGGACCCAAAAAACCCACACAUUAAAGAGGAACAGGAACAACUCUGGAGCAGUCAGGAGGGAGAGCAGCUUCAAGGACCUGUCUCUGUGAAGAGUGAAGAUGAUAAAGAGUCCUCACAGCUUCAUCAAAGACAAGCUGAGGAGAACAGAGAGGCAGAGCCUCCUACCUGCAGCUCAGCUCAACCGAUGGAAACAGAGAGUGAUGGAGAGGACUGUGGAGGAUCAGAACCAACCAGGAGUUUAGAUCCAGAUAGUCAUCAACCAGCUAAUGACUCUCCAGAUUCUUCUGAACAAACUGACAACAGUGAUGAUGAUUGGAAGCAGAGCAGGGAGUCAGAUUUAAACACUGUGAAAUUAAAGCAGACACAGGCAGGUGUGUCUGUCAGUCCAACAGCUAGUGAUGACAGGACUUCAGACUGUUCUGAACCUGAGACUGUAAACAGUGAUGAUGACUUGAAGGAUGACUGGAAGGAGACAAGUAAACCUCAGUCAGAUUUAAAAACACUGACAAACAAUGGUGUUCCUGAAGGUGAUAAAGAAUGUAACACUGGCAUAAAGUCUCUUAGCUGCUCUGAUUGUGGUAAAACGUUUGACCCCAAGGACUGUGUGCAGAGCCACAUGAAAAGUAAUUCAGGAGAGAAACUAUUUGUUUGCUCAGUUUGUGUUCAAAGAUCCACAGAGAGUGCACAUUUAGUACACAUGUAUAAGAUAAAUCAUUCAGGAGAAAAAACCUUCAUAUGUCCAGUCUGUAAGAAACAAUUUAGCUAUAAAGGAGAUGCUGUGAGACAUAUCAGAACUCACACAGGGGAGAAACCCUUUAGCUGCUCAGUUUGUGGUAAAAGAUUCACACAGAGCACAGGUUUGGGCACACACAUGAGAACCCACACAGGAGAGAAGCCAUUCAACUGUUCAGUCUGUCCUAAACAGUUCAUUCGGAGUGGAAUUCUGGCCAGACACAUGAGAGUUCAUACAGGAGAAAAGCCUUACAGUUGCUCAGUGUGUAACACAAGUUUUAGUCUGAGUCAGUCAUUGUUAAAACACAUGAGGAUCCAUACAGGAGAGAAACCAUUCAGCUGUUCAGUUUGUGAUAAAACAUUUACACAAAAAGGACAUCUGACACAACACAUGACACUCCACACAGGGGAGAAGUCAUUCAGUUGCCAUGUUUGUGGUAGAAAAUUCACUAGACAGUCACGUGUGAAAAACCAUAAGUGUGUCACUGAGAACAGCAGCAGUAAAUGAAACUGCAGAGCUGCAACUGAGAAACUUCCCACUGAAUUUCUUAUGCAAGAUGGCAAGUGGUUGAGGUAGGAACAACAUGAAUGUUUUUGAAAUAUGUAUGUAAAUGGUCUCUUUUUCAAAAAACAAAUUUGAAUGAAUUAGAACAAACAUAAUUUGUGAAUUGCAUAGCUGCAAAUUCCUCGCCUUUCUCGUAAUUUGAGUAUUUUUUUAUUUGGAUCAUCGCAAAUCAGACACACCUGCACAUGAUGCAGGACACUGCUUUACCACCUGUUUGUAGCAGACUGUUACAUGAAAUGUUGCUGUUUAACUGAGUUAACUUUUCCAAAGUCAGCUAACUUUAGCUUUGUCUAGCUCAGCGACUCUCCAGGAAAGCAGCAAUUUUAUCACAUUUGCUCCCAUGUGUUCCAAAACACAUGUUGGCUACUGCACUGCCUUGCCUGCUACUUCUGUCUUUAUUGUGAGUUCUAUCUGUUCUACAGGCAUCGGCAAAACUUACGCAAUGUGGUCAAUGGAGUCUUACUACAGCCUAGAGCGUCAGAGAGAUAGAGAGAAGUGGUUGAGUAAGAAAAGGGGGCAAGAGAGAAGCACAUGGCUAAGCAGCAACAAUAUCCACAUGAAAUCUUGGCACAGGCCUAAAGGCAGAGGAAAUUAUUAGGGCUACAAUGCUCUUAUAUUUUCAGUUGUCAAUUAUGUUUUUAAAUAAUUGUUUAGUCUAUUAAAUGUCAUAUAAUAGUAAAUUAUGGCCUCCAUAUUUUCCUAGAGCCCAAGGUGACGUCGUCAAAUAACUUUGUUUUGCCAGUUAGUUUAGAGAAAUUUGAUUUAUAAGGAUAUAUUAUAAAGAAAAACAGCAAAUCCUCAUAUUUAAGAAGCCAGAACUAGAAAAUGCAUGAAUACCUGAAUGCACGAAUACCUAAAUAAAAUAAACGAUUCAUUGAUUAUCGAAAGGCGAUUAAUUUUUUUAAUCAUUUAGUCGAGGAGGGGGUAGGGGGCAGUUUCAGACCUUUUUGAUCCCACUUGAGUUUUUCAAGUGGAACACAUGUAGCCUUACCCUAGACUAUGUUGUAAGAUUGAUGCCUCCACUGCCUCUCUGAGUUACGAGCUAACAGGUGACUUCAGAUUUGUUGCUGAGAUAAUGUUACUGGAAGGCUGUUUACAAAGUCACCAAACAUACGCUACAUUGAAUUUUGAACAUGGGUGUUCAUUCCUGACUGAGUAAUAAUUAAGAGUUCUGAAGAGCUAGUAAAUAGACCUUUGAGUUGAGAUUAGUUCUCAAAUAUACUAUGAAUUUUUAAAUUUGAACAGAUCAUUACAUCAACUAAUUUUUUUUUUCCCAUGUUUGAACAGAAUAAAAAGUUACAGUUCUAAUGUAACAAUUACAUUGUUCUGCUUAUAGCCAACAAAGCAACUCACUACAGGAAUACGUAAGCCUACAGUGAUCUCUGAAAGGAGCUGAUCGAUGAAAGACAGACACACACAGACAACACAAUAGAAUUUGUAAGAAUAAAAAUACCAAAUAAUGCACAACUUCUAAACAUACUUUAUUUAUACAAUGAGAUCAUCACAUAGUUUGAGUGUAUGUGAUAAAAUGUAUAAGUAUAUAUAUUUUAUAUUUUUAUACAGUUAACAAAUCCCUUGUGCAGACCCAAACAAACAAUGUAUCCUACUAACAAGUAUUGUAUGUGUAUCCAAAGCCUGAUAUGUUAUUCCUCAGUUCCAUAGAGCUCCAUUGAAAUGUACAGUAUCAAUGAGCCACACCGUUACACUUGGUGACGCACACACUGUAGUUUAUUUUGACUCAGUCCAAUAUGAACCAUGCUCUUUAAAAUAGUCCCCAACAAAUGCAGUAUUUCCUCCCGUUUGAGUAAUGUUUGCUAAAAACUACCUUUUUAAAACUAGUGAGCUGUUUUUAAAGAUUUACAUCUACAGUAGGAACCACUGGGCUGACAAACAGGAUAGGGAAGUCAAGUAUUGAGUAUUGUUGGUUUUGGUCUUAACAUGGGGUUUGUUGACAAUAAGAAAAAUCUAUGCCUUGGCUUUUGGGAGGAAUCAUAGAUAGAUAGAUAGAUAGAUAGAUAGAUAGAUAGAUAGAUAGAUAGAUAGUCGACUUUAUUAAUCCCCAGAGGGAAAUUAAAUCAUCAUAGCAGCCACAUACAUUAAAAUACAAUGACAACUAGUAUGACAACCACAUGAUGACACUAAGAUGAAUAAGCAGAAAGACUAGUGAAUGGAUAAGUGGGGUACUGAUAGUCCGGUUAUAAAUAAGGCGGAUGGCUUGACCACAGUGAAAUACUGGUGCGUGUUGUGUUAAGCAGACUGGGUGACAGAAUUUGAGAAUUCCCUGUUGAGUUCGAAGCUGCUGGGUUGCAUGGUGCUGUGUGAUCCAGAUGGUCGAAAUACACCAGUAAGCUCUCUUUCCACAUUUGGAUAAAUAGCACUUGAUACUAACUGCUAUUGUUUUCCACAGCUGUUGCAAUGGCAUUGAUCACAGAAGGAGAUGUAAGCAGAUUCUGAAGCAAAGAGACAGCUUCAGCCUGAGCUGUAUUGUUGACCACCAUAAUGCAUUAUGCCUCCACUUGUGUCUCAACUCCUUUUACGUUUAUUGGUGGUUGGUGUGCCACCUUGAAAUUUCACCAGAUACAUACAGUGUGUUAUUCAGAUAUACAAUUAACAAUCAUAAUUUUCAGAAUUUGGGUACUUUAAAAGUCUAGCCUCUUCUAACAAAACAAAACGCCCCUCCUAUUUCUACCACACUUGGUUCAGCCCUCUGCCACCCUUCCCAUCAGCUUGGACUCCUGCACUUUCUGUUUCACGUAUGCGACUGUGAGACAGUGGAGAGAGAACAGGUAUUUGGGAAAAACAACACGUUUCUUAAUAAACUUUACAAAUGGA
Siniperca chuatsi (mandarin fish) is the source of this 4703-nucleotide messenger RNA. RefSeq names its product zinc finger protein 135-like. The record is from RefSeq and is a predicted model, not a curated record. Gene Ontology annotation, molecular function: DNA-binding transcription factor activity, RNA polymerase II-specific; RNA polymerase II cis-regulatory region sequence-specific DNA binding. Lineage: Eukaryota; Metazoa; Chordata; Actinopteri; Centrarchiformes; Sinipercidae. The transcript has 2 exons. Gene Ontology annotation, biological process: regulation of transcription by RNA polymerase II. The coding region runs from base 360 to 1814 and encodes 484 amino acids.